This is a messenger RNA of Moneuplotes crassus, 1827 nucleotides long. NCBI's taxonomy places the organism in Eukaryota, Ciliophora, Spirotrichea, Euplotida, Euplotidae. The record is from the annotation of a GenBank genome assembly.
GUAAAAUUAAAAAAAAUUAAUUGAUCCAAUGAGGAGGAAGAAAAGUAAACACAUGACAAAAGAAAUAUUCCCUUACAAAAUUGCAACAGGUCUUCAAAAGAGUGAAAGGAAAAAUACAAAAAGUAUUUGUAAUCGUAAUGCACGCAUUGAACUCCCAGGCGGAAAGAUGGCCGAUAAGCAAACAGGAUAUGUAUCAAUGUACGGAAGAGAGCUCAGACUCAAUGGUUUUAAAAGUAGGUCUUCCCAAAGAACUGAAUACGGUGAGAUUAAAUUCCGAUCAUUAAAUGCUAAACCACCAGUCACUUCUGAAAGAAAGUAACGUCUCCUACACCUUCUCAAGAGCAAAUAAUGAUAAGUUCAAAGAAGCUAUUUCAAGUUAUUACAACGAUAGUGGAACUAUCAGCCCAAAGAUGUCAAUGCGUACUGGAAAGAGUGCAAAGAGAGCACGCAGAUGCUAUAGUAAUGAGAGAAGUAGUAUUCGAACCUUAAACCGCAACAAGUCAGGCCCUACUGUCUACACUUUUAAGAAUAAUUAUUUCCCGAUAAUGCCUCAAACUCCUUCAGAAGAGUCGAAUCAGCUCCUUAUUAAGACGAAGAAUGGUAAUAUAAUCCAUGAUGUUGAUAAAAUUGCUGAAAGAUUGAUGGCUAACUCAGAUAUCCUCAAGAUACCAGCUAUGGCACACUUGAAGACUCUAAAGAAGGCCAAAUUUCCUCUACCAUCUCUGCACAGCAAAAGUUUGAAUUUUUCAAGUGCGAAACCAAUUUGAGGUAUUUCAAAACCCUCCCUUCUCCAAAGACAGCAGGCCCUAAUGACCCACAAAUAAGCUCCAAAUAAAACUCUCAAAAGCCUUCAAAGACAAAAUCCUCCAAUCCAACAGAAACCGUAUUUUUACAAAGCAUCGCGAAAGGGAAAAACGAAAGGAGAUGUUCAGUGAGAAGAAUAUACGUUCUGUGUGUGAUAGUUAUGCUGAAGGUGCUAUUUUGCCUGUUAUGGGAAGACUCAUAUCGGAAAAAUUCAUGCUGAGAAAGCAGAAUUUGAGUAGAGCGAAGGAAAUAGGCAAGAGAACUUGUUGGAUAUUGAAGGCUUGUGGGAUGUGGAUGGUGAGACAUAAAUAAAGCUAAGGAAAUAAUUGCUAAGAAGAUUAUUUACAGAUAUUUAAUCACUUACAUGAAGCCAAAAAUAAAAUGUAUUCAGAGAAGAAGAGUGAAUGUCAUUCGUAAUUUCCUUCUACGCACAAUGCAAUAUCCUAACGACCCAAACAAAUGAUUCCUAAGAUACGCUCGUCUAAUUCAAAGGCUGAAGCGUAACCUCAAGAUACACAUCAGACACCAACGUUUCAAGCACUGAAUCACAAAUUUUCAAUGGGAUAAAAUUGAGAAACAAGAGCUUAAAAAUCAAAGAUUUAAAAGUUCAUUUGCUUCCUCUCCAUCUAAGGGUCAAUCGCCUCUUGAGAAUGGUGUGCCAAUAAAAAUCAGACUGUUUUACAUCAGAAAUUACUAUAGUUUUAUGAGAAAAUAAGCACUUCAGAGACCUUGAAAAAUGGACUGAAGAUUGCAAAACAGCCACAAAAGCUCAUACAACUUCAAUGAACAAGAAAAAUGCAGUGCAGCUGCUUGCAGGCAAAGAGUUGGUACACUCAGAACCAGUACUACCGAACAAGCCGACCCUAAGAGUCUUUAUACCUCCUGAUAUCCUACAUGAACUGGUCAAAGAAGCUAUUUUUCGUCAUAAAUACUGGAAAUUAAUUAUUGAAGAGAAAAUAGAAUUCUCAGAUCUCCCAGUCAUGAAAGUAAUAACCUCACAAUAAUAACUAUAAAUCCCAACCA